Messenger RNA from Rattus norvegicus (Norway rat), 24021 nucleotides. NCBI's taxonomy places the organism in Eukaryota, Metazoa, Chordata, Mammalia, Rodentia, Muridae. The record is from RefSeq and is a predicted model, not a curated record.
AAAAAAAAAAAAUAUGUACUGGCUCCCUUCUGACCUCUACUGUCUCAACAAAUUUAACGAUUGCUUAUUGAAUGCAUUUUAGAGUAUAUUUGCAUUUUCUGAUGAUCUUAUGUGAAUACUAUUUGUCAUGAAAGCACAUGCGUUCUUUGAUGAUGUUCUUAGCAAUCACAAAAGUAUUUGGGUUGAUGAAUGAGUAUUUUCUAUCAUUUUCUGUUCAUUAUAUCUCAGAGAAAAAUCUAGUAUAUCCUUCUAAAAGAUAUUUCCAUUGCAUAUGUUGGCCUCCCCAAAGAAAUUCUAUGGCAUAAAUUAGAUUAAAAACUUAAAAAUGAAAGCAUAUCCCAGAGUCCACACACAGUUCAGUACAGAGAAAAUGAGUAGAAAUAGAAUUUAAAUUGAGACAUUUAUUUUUUGAUCUUUCUCAAGAUACUUAAUUUCACUCAGCCUCAGUUUCUUAAUCUACAAAAUAGGUACAAUAAUAACUUGUCAGAGAGGGAAGUCAGACUAACUUGCUAUUUCUCUUUUAAAUAAAAAUAUCUCUUCAUUGAAACCUUAGCAGACACAACAUAUGUUUGCCUUCUAGAUGCAGCUACUGGAAGGGUCUCAGACAGCCACCAUUUGCCCCAUUCACCUAUGACCUAAUAUAAUCCUAUGAAAGGAUGGAAGUUGAUGUUUUAAAAUGAUUUUUGUACACGAAUUUUCACAAAUACUAUAUAUGCAUAAUAUAAUAAUCCUGUCAGCUGUUAUAAAUUAAAUACAUUAUCAAAAUCAUUGAAGUGGCAUAAAUCCCUAGCUGGAGUAGGUGUUUUUAAAAUCCUCAAAACAUACUCUAGACUCCAAAAAAUAAAUGUGUAAACAUGGACUAAAUGUAUAGUUUUUCUGGUCAGAUAGAGUUAUACAGUUAGAUAACUAAGAUAGGGUACUGAAGUUAAAUGGUUAUGCAAACAUAUUUACGGGUAUCAUACUUGACCACUCUUUGGGAUGUUUGUACUAUUUUCUGUCAUUUUCCCCCUCAGAGUUGCACUAUUUUAUCUCUUAGCCUUUCUUAGACUCUGUCCUGUAGAGACUUAAGUCAUAGAGGGAAUUGCAGCACAGCGUAGCUCCACAGAAGAACAAGUGUUUAGUGUGAAGAAUCUUUGAGUUCAGUUCCAGAAAGAGGAGUAUGUUGUUAGGGUGCAGGGACAGUGGAUGGAAGCAAAAAAACCAAAACCAAACAAACAAAAGACACCCAACAACCUGAGAGUAGAAUAUAUUCAUGAUGACGGCUUCAAGAUUGUUUUUAUCCAAACACAGUACCUAGCCUUUGCGUAAACUUUGGUCUGACUUUCACUUUAAGCAAAUGGUUCAAUUCUGUAUACCAGGUAUAUUACUCCUCUCCUGUGAGAACUUAUAGUAUAUCACCACUUCACCUUUAACCCAAGAUCAGCGACAAAAAUAUCUGUCACCCAAACACAUCAGUAAUUUCUGUGGAAGAACAAACAGGGCCUAUAUUCAAUGCUCAGAAAAAUCUCAUGGCGCUGGGCAGUAAGGCUAGCAUUGGCCACCCCUGCCUAGUCAUGUGCUUGAAGUUGGAGCUGUAGAAGAAAGACAAAGGGCAAUAAAAUAGGACACGAAAAGAAAGAUGCAGGAACAAUAAAGACACAAGGAGUGAGAUACAUGAGGAGCAUAGACACCGAUGUCUAGAAAUCACAAUAGUCUUAUAUUAUUAUAAAAACACAAAUGACACAAAACCAAAGCAAAGAACACAGAAACUAUGCUUGGGAAAGACGAAGGUGAAGAAUAUUUUGUCUCACUCCUACUUAUAUAUCACACCGAGUUUCAAACAGUGUGUGCACAUAGAGGGUCAUACAUGAGUGAACACAUGAGUAGGGACUCUUAGAGCAAUGUGUCCCUUCACACAACCUGAGGUGGAAAAUAACUGAGCAGCAAUAUAUUUUGGAAAUGAAAAACCAUCACUAUUUUAAAAGGUCAAAGGUCCUAGGGCUUCUUGGUUUUGUGGAUUUGUUUGUUAUUAAAGGCCAGAUAAAGGUGAUCUGUUUAAUUUUGGAAGUCCUAGAAUUUUUUACAGAAAUGGAAUGCAAAUCUGGUCUUGCACAUAGACUAAUCCAAAUUGUAGACUAGUAAAAGUAUGAAAUUUUGCUAUCAAAAUUAUUACAAAAAUGUUGAACAAUCAAACCAAAUUACUUUUGAUUUUUAAUCUCAAUUGUACAUCUGCCCUAAUGCUAAAAAUGAAAUAAGGGCAGAUUAUGGAAGAUUUUGCUUGCGGAUUGAGAAAAUUACAUUUUAUAUUAUAAUUCUUUUAUGCUAUCCUGGCAAAUUACCAUAUAGUAUACAUACAAUAUUAGUCAAUGUUCCAACUGUGUAACACAAAAUAAUUAAAAAUUAGUAUCUAAAAAUAAAUCCAAAUAACAACAAAAAACCCAAAUUAGUAAUAGGAUUAAUUAUAUUUAGCUGUGAUUUGAUAUUAUAUUUUUAGAUAUUUUUGAGAUAGUCCUAUUAUAUACCCUGGGCUCACUUCAAACUAAUGAUCCUCAUGCUUGGUAACCUCUUAAACCUUAACGCAUGUAUGCACAUCCAGGCCCUCUUUUUGCUGUUUAUUUACAAGUGGUUACAAGUGUUACAAGCCUAUAGUUGUAUAAUUUUGGUACAUUUUAUAAAGAAUAUGUGUUCAUGGUAAUGAUUGAGAAAAAUAAACUAGCAUACAUAUUUUUAUACAAUUAUGAUAAAUACAUUUUUCUGGAUUCUUGGAAACAUCAGUCAAAGCUGUUUGGCAUAUCUAUGAGUAUUUUUUUAAUUGUCACAAAUCUCUCAAUGAAAAACCCAUGAAACUAAGUCAAUCCAUACACUUUAAGAUUGUAGUUCACACUAGGAUUGUUUUAAAGUCACCAUUAAGCAAGUCCACAUUUUCCUUGGUUAGAAAAUUGUCAAUCCCUUUUAUAAAACCUAAGUUAAUCCAUAACUUUUAAACAUGAUUAUUGAAAUAGGGUUCCUUCUUAUAUUUAUGAAUGUGUGUGCCUAUGGUCGCAAAAUUGUUCCAGGAGGCUAGAAGAAGGAGUUGUAUUCCCAGGUGUCGACUUUCCAGACACUUGUGAAUACAGUGACAUAGGAAUGGUCCUUAAAGAGCAGCAAAAAGUCGUAAUCAAUGAGCCAUCUCUCUAGCCCCUAAAACAUGAAUUUUAGAGGCUACAUUUACAUUCGACUCUUUCCCUUCCUAAUUCCGAGCUCUUCCCUGCUUUCUCUCACAUUCAUGGCUGCUUUUUCAAUUAGUUAUCGUGUGUGUGUGUGUGUGUGUGUGUGUAAAUUUCUAAAUAUAUCUUGCUCCCUGUGUACAAUGUUACUUGCAUGGAUGGUUCCAUAAACAUUUUGAAGAACUUUGUGGUAUAAGUGAAGCAUUGUUGAAAUGUUCAGUACACAGAAUAUUUUCGUAGCUUCUGUUGCCUUUUCUCUUCUCUCCAAUUAUUUCAUUAAACAUAAUAGCACAGACUGGCCUGAAAGUAGCAGUUAUCUUCCAACGUUCACCUCCCAGUACUGGGACUGCAGCUGUACACAGCCCCAAACCCUGGGAUUCUUAAUGAAGCAUUCAAAGUCCAUUUAUGACAUAAAUGAUAUGUAUGAUAAAACAAUACCAUAAAUAGCAAAAUUGACUUUAAAAUUAUGUUUGUUUUGCAUAAUACACAUCUAUAUGUAUAGAUAUGUUGUCCAUAUAUGUAUCAUUUAACUCCAUGACUCAUUUUCUAUACGCAAAGAUUUUCAGUCUCAAAGGAGUAUUAAAUAGUUUUGUUGUUGUUUGAAUAUGGGUUUCUGGUUCAUUCGGUUUAGAGAUGUUCUGGUUCCUGGGAGAUUUGACUCAGCUCUAGGAGUGUAGGUAAACUAAUAAUAAACACUGAACCAUUGCUGUUAAUAUAGGCUCGGUUUCUGUAGCCCCUCCCUCAUCUCUGCUCUCUCUAUAUCAUAUGUUCUGUACCAUGUUGAUGCAUCUCUUAUUUUGUGCUGGGCUUCAGACAUUUUUAUGGAGAACUUUAGGGGUGUCUCUUUGUUGUGUCUUUCUUCUUUCUGUUCAACAACUCCCUUUUCUCAGUCUGAAUUGAGGCAGAUUUCUCCUCUUGUUCCUUUGUGUAUAUUUCAGUGUCUGGAUGUGUACCAGCCAUUCACUGAAUGCUGGGUUUAUGCAGUGUCGUUAAUUCUUAAUUCUGUGUGGCUUUUAAUCAAAUCCAGAGCAGAAGCCCACUCCACCUCUGAGCCAUGACAUUUUGAGGAAGCCAAAUUGAGGUUUUAUGAGAGGCUCUGCUUCUAAUUGAAUGAAAACUUCAGCAGAUGUUUAGCCGGUUAAUACUUCCCGUAAAUUUUACAUUUUGUGUCUUUGCCAACUUUUAAAACAACUUUCGGAGAGAAUCAUCUGACAUUCUUCAGCAGGCUAAUGCUGUCCUACUGGUAUGUAAGGAGGCUGCUUCGGAGCUUUACGAAGGCGUUCACUCAACAAUCACUGGAUCAUGUGAGAACAUGGGAAACAGCCUUGUAGACACACACAUACACACACACACACACACACACACACACACACACACAGACAAACACACAACUGAUGCCGCUGAUCCUUCAUCUGGCACUGAACAUACCAGUGACUUUGGCAUUUUAGUCUGUGUGACCCCCUUCUGACUUGCUGUAGAUGUUUCCGUGUCAUGAAAAUCACAAGAUAAAUACUUUGUGUUUCUUUUGUUUAAAAACCAAAUCUGAAAGGGUAGUGUCUUGGUUUGGGGAAGGUUCCAUUAAAAUAAGUUAUUAUCAUGGGCAUCGAUUCAGUCCUCUCAAAGGUUAGCUGAUACCCUGUGGAAUAAUUUGUUCUUGCUGUUUCUUCCCUUCUGCGAAUAGGGAGUAGCAAUCCAUGGGCCAUUUACCAAGUCUGUUGUAGAAGAGAGUUAAUACUGAAUAGUUUGCACAGCGGUAUUUAGAUAUGUGCUUUUACUUAGAAUAUGACAACUUAAGCUUCUAUCAACAAACUGAAAUCUUUGCCAGGUGGAGAAAUUCAUACAACUCAUAUCUAAUUUGGUGCUGUGCUGUGCUCUGCUUUAUACCCAAUACCUAUUGUUCAACACACAUAUAAUUUACAAAAUAAACUGUUUUAAAUGUCUUUUUAAAACCCAAGCCACACGAGGCACCACUUACUUCUAAAGAGUUAAUGAGAAGUGUUUAAUUGCUGUGAACAACCAUGCUAGGAUUCUAGUUGUCAGGCCCUCAAAAGCUCUCAUGUCCCUCCCUUUCUUCCCUACAAAAUGUUGCUCCACCCUGGGUGGACUUUUGAGCGGCGGCAAAGUUUCUGUGGCUGUUGCCUUUUCCCAGAGCUGAGAAGGCCUGAUUUCAAUGUGUAGAUAACUUUCCUUUUUAAACACGAUAGUGUGUCCACUUCAAAUUUCAUGUGAUAUACUUAUGCAGCGGACUCUGCUAGGACCCUUCGUGCUAAUGAUUAAUUUAAACCUAACACUUAUAUUACAGAUUAAAAAAAAAUGCUUUCUGGCUUUCAGAGGAGGCAGUGAGUUUGUUUAGGGAUUCUCUGAAAUUUCCACUUCAUGGCCCUCCGGAGACCUGUCAAAUAAAGAGCAGAUGCAGAGAGUACCAGUUACUGUUGCAUGCUUUACAAAGCCAGACGCUCGGCAAGGAUUUCCCACUGGGUCUCUUUCCUAUUAGAAGGAAGAAAAGAUCUACCAGCCACAAACAAGAGAUUCAUCCAGUGUAUUCCUUAAAGCUUUUGAAUGUAACUCUGCCAAUUUUUAUCAGGAACAUUCGGUCAAGAUGGGAGGAAAAGCAUCUUCAGAAGGUAGUCCUUUUGUCCCUGUGAAGUAAAUGACCUGAGUUAUUGUCUCCCCUAUUGGAGCUGUAAAGGAAAGGAAGCUUUAAGUUGGCAAUAAACUUUGCUGUGUAUUCUCACGGCCUUGAGUUUUCCUCAGGCAUUCCAAGACUCUUGAAAGAAAAGAGGCUAAAGACCGAAUCUGAUUGUCCCUUGACAACUGAGCUCCUCAGGCAAACGCGAUGCAAAGGCAAACAGGAAGGAAGGAUUCAUCCCAUUAGAGAAAAAAAAUGAGAAUGACUUAUUAAAGGUGAUUGAGUGUUGAUCGGAAAGAUUAAAUGGAGGGUUUCCAGAGAUUUUCAGCAAGCUUGAAGAUUGAAACUUACCUAAGGUGUUACUCCAUUGUCUUAAAAGCAUUUAAACCUGUGAGUGCCAUUUCACUGACGAUACCCAAAGGCAGAGCACGCACAAAGGUUUCUUUGAUUUAAUGUAUCAUCUAUUGAUUUCGAGUUAGAUAAAUGGACGUUGCAUAUGGUAAACAUGAUCAAAGAAUAAAUUUUGGAAAAUAACAAUAUAGAAGUGGACAUAAUCUCCAGAGCAAGAACACUGUUUUAUUAUUAUGGUAAAUACUAGAAAAAAUAACACUCAAGAGUGAGGAAGCAUUUAAUGUUUAAUAUUAAAAAGCAAACACCAAAGACAAAGGAAGUAGAUCUAAUACCCAAAGACAAAGUGAACAAUAUCUUCCCUGUUAGUAUUUUAUGUUGACUCUCAACAGGGUGCGGUAAUCAGAAAUAAUAACAAGCAAUAAAAUACAUUUACAAAUUUGACAGAUUAGGAAACUCUGACAACUCGUAUUUUAGUAUCUAAUAUCUAAUUACUCAACCUGACAUAUUUUGCUGAUCUACUCCGUGUCAUAGGCUUUGAAAAGAAAUUAGCCUGCUUUAGCACCUUUACCUCUCUGAACAAAAGUACUGUGACUUAAGUAGUUUUAUUGCAACAAUGAAGUUAGUCGCUGCCAAAAUGGCUGUUGCAGUCCACGGGAGCUGUCUCGGUAGCUCAUGAGCCCCAUCGUUCUACACAGUCACUUUCAGGUUAAGAGGCUCUGCCAGAGUCUGACAAACACAGAGGCAGAUGCUUCUCUGUGAACGAGUAUCCCAAUGGAGGAGUUAGAGAAAGGACUGAGGUAGCUGAGGGGGUUUGCAACCCUAUAGGAAGAACAAAAUCAACCAACCAGACCACCCAGAGCUUCCAGGGACUAAACCACCAACCAAAGAGUACACAUGGCUCGACCAUGGCUCCAGCUGCAUAUGUAGCAGAGGAUGGCCUUGUCUGGCAUCCAUAGAAGCCCUUGGUCCCAUGAAGUAUCGAUGCCCCAGUGUAGGGGAAUGCCAGGGCGGGAAGGUGGGAGGGAGUGGGUGGAGGAUCACCCUCAUGGAGGAGAAGACAGGGGGGUGGAAUAGGGAGUUUCCAGAGAAAAGGAGGGUAAUAUUUGAAAAUAUACAAUAAAAAAACUGAAAAAGAAAAGAUUCCCCAUGUUCUUUCCAGUAAAAUAAAACAUUAUAAUUGUUAAAAAGAAAAGAAAAGAAAAAAGAAAAGAUACCAAUGACCUUUGUAAGUUAGCAGAUCUUUUAAUAAGGAUUUGAAAUACAUAUUUUAUUUCGUCAGUCUUGGCCAAUUGCUUAAAUGUGUUACUGGAACCGUUUGCCUUCUGCUGAUGACAUGAUUUCACAUAACCCGGGCUCAGCUUUUCUUCUGUCGUCUACACUGUGGGGCCUGAUUGUUGCUUGUUGGCCUCAAGCUCCUCAGGAAACUAUACUUUAACAUAUUUGCCAACGUCAGCAGCUGUGGAAAGUACCCAGUGAGAGCACAGGGCAGAAAACAUAGGAAGGGCAGGAUACGUUUGUACCUCGCCUCCUGCUCUCAGAGAUAAGUAGGUGUGCCCUUUGUGUUGGGUUUCUCUUCCUGUCUACUGUUGCACCCUCCCAUCUCUUAAGGCCAAUUUUAAGAUUUGGUUAUAACCUUCCCUCUCUUCCCCUGUUGGAAAUGUGACAGUAGUUUCCUGUUCUGGAUUACAUAAGCACUCACUGUUUAUCUUCAUGGUCUUCCAUAAUUCCUAUCGAAGUCCCAAAGCAAAUCCCUUGAGUUUAAAAUAUCUAUAGAGAUUUACUUCUUUAUCACGUGAUUAUAUCUUGACACACACAGUCACAUUUUUUUUUUUGCAUACAGAGGCUGUGAUGAAAUAGGUCCACAAAUGUCAUUUCUGUUCUUGGAGUGGCAAUGAACGAAUGAGACUUAGAAAAGGUAAAUUCAUCUAAAUCCAGUCAGGGGCAUUGUUUGAUAAUAGGAGUGCCAACCACCUGUCCGGAUCCAGUUUGAAUUAACCGUAGUCAAGCAAUGUAUGCUGAGCUGAUGAUAGCUGUUGUCUCCCUCCCGUGUGUUGAGUGCAUAUCCUAUUAUUCCCUUGUGUGGACCUCCGGCACACUGCUGACUGACCAUAGUUUUCCUUAUUACUGCUCUCCCUAAGUAAAAUAGAUUUCACAUCACUUUAUGAGCUGUACGUUAGUUAGGAUUCCAUAGCCAAGGCUAUUUCAGCUUAGAAAAGUAUUAGUUUGCGCAUUGCAUCUGCAUGGUUCUUGCCAGUAACUGAUAAAGUAAAACUGUUUGAUGACUCCGUGAUUUUCAUUAUCAUAUGAACCUUUGUGCCAGCCAUAUGGCCUACGCUGACACCUGUUCUCAUUAUUGGAAAAGUGUAGAAGGUAGAUUUCCCCCUCUCAGUAAAUAAAUCAACAGCAAUAGUAACAAAACAGACAAAUACUCCCCGUCCUAAAAGAUAGCAAAUGCUUAUUUAGUUUGCAAAUUCUGAUUGGUCACCGGGUCUUCAUUCACAUUAAGCAAACUCACCUUCUGCAUCUCCUCCAGACACGGAAGUGACUAUUUCCAGACACCAUAAGGCUCUAGGCAACUUAGAUAGUGAAGGCUUCAUCAGGUCCAUAUUAUUGUUCUCCAGCCUUUAUCAUAGCCUGGAUAUUCCCAUGGCAACGAAGUCUUCCAUGAGUAGUGAACAAAAGACACCCAUUCCAUUAUUUGUAUUAUAGUCACACUGUCAAGGGUCCACUGCCAAUGCAGUGGUGGAGAAACAAGUGGACUUUGUGGUCAUUAUUACGAUACACUGCAUAGAUAAUAUACAACUGGCCCGGUAUUUUAUUCAAACAAAGGCAAACAAACUAAAGAACUGUUUUGAGGGGGAUGGUGUAGAAAAAUGUUUCUAAAGGCAAUGCAAUAUUACAAGAACUAGGAAUUUUGCCUUAGUUUUUUUUAAAAAAAAAAAAAAGCUUGGAUAUCACACAGAGGGUGUGGGGGACAAAUGAAAUAGACAUUUGUUGUCCGUUAACAGAGAAAUGAAUGAACGGAGAGCCAGUUUCUAAUCAGUGAUUGGUCUGAGAUAAAGGUCGGCUGUGGUCAGGGCUCACAUUUUCAGCUCUUGAUGGGGAGCUGGCUUGAGCUGAACCAUUGGCUUCACCACAUCAAGUAAACACGCAAUAAUUACUGUAUUUAGAUCGCCUCAGAAGGCCAAUAUGUAUCAGACUGAGGCCACUGGAGGAUCCAAGGUGGUUGUACUGCUUCAUUCCUGGGAAGGCCUCGGGAGAUGCUGUCGAAAUUCAGCGUCCUUAGAAACAAGCGUUAAGGAAAAUGUCAUUAAAGCAAAGCGAGGCCUCGUGUAUUUAUCUACUUCUGUGUCUCCCACUUAUCGUGAUAUAUGUUAGGUAGGCAAGUGUUCCAAGAUCUGCAAUUUAGCUUAUUUCUUAAACUCUAAUAUGUUUCCUAGCAACUGCAGAAAGACAUCAUUUUUUUUAAAUUUUUCAGAAAAGGCAAAAUAAAUCACAUUAACUUAGCACACAUCUGCUUCCUUCUGAAAAUGUGUGUUCUCUUGGAGAGAGUUGCUGUGCCCUGUGCUCAGAGGCAAGCAUUCCACCGCACUUUCCGCUGGGUCUCCCCUUUAGAGUGUUAGCUCUCAAGGACCCAAUGCUUACUUACUACCAUCGAGAAGCUAAUUAAGAUUUGAUUAUCUGUUGGUCUUCCCUAUUUGUGGGUUAUCCCUGUUUGGAAUUUGAGGUGAACAAUGUAUAAUUUCUAAGAGAAGCAAGUGACCACUUCAUUUUGGAAAUAUUAGAAGUAUUGUUAUGGUAGGUUUUGAACUUAGCACCAUUUUAAGUAAUAUUUUUCAGAUACAUUUAAUGUGUUCAGUGGGUCAGGCUUUUUAAUUUUUUUCUACCUAUUCUGGCUCCUUUAGAAGCCAGGGUUUCUGCCAUCUCCUUCCAACCAUCCUGAAAGUUACCCCCAAAACUCACCAGUCAGAAGGAGACAUGUAUAGUUACUAGUACCCACUGCUUACAAAUAAAAACUAGGAACUUGGAAUAGUCAACAAAAUGUCAUUAUCAUUCAUUCAACAAAAGUACAUUAGAAAAUAACACUUCUAUUAAGAAAUGUUUAGGAAAAAAUGGUUUACAUUUUAUAGCUAAAGUCCUUUACCUUGGAGAUAACAUUGAACAUCAAAUGUAAACUGGAGUAGGAUCUUUGGAAAUGAUGGGUUAAAAAGAAAUCAGACAUUGUUGAGAAGGUUAGCUUACAUACAAAGAAUACAAGGCCACAUCACUGGACAAAUGUAACAUUGUAUAUUCAAAUGUAACAAUUGUACAUGCAAAUAAAGAUGAUAAAUAUGUGUAUGUGUUUGUGUGCAUGUGUAUGUGUGUGUGUGUGUGUGUGUGUGUGUGUGUGUGUGUGUGUGUGUCAGAGACAGGAAGGACAGUUUCAAGACUUGUCUGCUGCUAACUUCCCAAACAGCACUCUUUGAUUAGAUAAAAGAGACUCACUGGUCUAAGUGGGAUCUACGGGUGACUGACACAUGAGGAAUAAAUGUUUGGCUUCAGUGGCAUGGCCUUAUGACAUAAGAGCAGGUGUGGCAAUGUCAUUCAAGCUCUCCCUGAGUCUCUUUGCCACUGAACUUGAAGUACAAGUUUCUGCUCGUUCGAACCUGUUCUUUAGUUCAGCAUGGAGUUACAACUACCUAUUCUUCUAGAAGAUGCCAGACCCUGUGUCUUUGGAUAAUUUUAGGAUUCUGUAUUUUCCCUCAUUGAAGGGAGAACGGAUAGGCCCUUUCUGAGGCCAAUUCUUCAAAACAAUUUAAUUAAUGUCAUGGGGGCGUCUAAGAGCAUCCUGGUCCUUGUUAAUCCCUGAUUUCAACUUCUCUACCUCAGGAAUAUUCUGCUUCAUUGGCAGUUAGUUUACCUGAGUUUGGCAGUUUGGGCAUGCACGGGCUUUUCUACUCACUCUUCUAUCCUUGCAAUAGAAGCUUCACUAUUUGUGAGUGGAAUGCUAGCCCUGUUCCCACUACCGCUCAUUAUUGAUGAUUAGUGUCUUGGCCAGCACCCUCAACCUAAAACUCUUAAUACCCAUUCUUUUCUCCAUGGGGAUAGCAGACGAGGAGUCUCCUGUUUACACUUUGAACGCAGAAUCAUACCGACCUUCUUCUGGGAAUCCAAACAAUGGGUGACACUGGUUUUUGUUUGUUUUACUCGUUUUACUAAUUUUCUUUCAUAUCGGUGAGCCAGCAUUUUGAAGUCAGUUUUGAGUGCAUAAGAAUUAUGCUACACUGAAGUGUGUAUGGUGACAUGGACAUGUAUAGGUUCACGUUUGCGUGCACAUGUAUGUAUGUGCAUGUAGAAGCCACAGAUAGAUGUCAACUGUCUUCCUAUGUCACUAUCUUCCUUUGUCACUAUCGUUCUCCUAGUUUUGUAAAAGGGUACCUUCAAUAAACCUGGAGUUCACUGGCAAAGCUAUACUCACAUAGCUACGCUGGCUGACCCGUGAGACCCCAGAAUCCUUUUCUCCCUGAUCUUCCUGUCCUGGAUUACAGAAACGUCCUGUGUCAUGACUUUCUUUUACUUAUGUGUUGGCAACACAAACGUAGGUCCUCAAGCUUGCACAGCAAGCAUCGUCCGCACAGAGCUGUCUCUCCUGGGCAACACAAUCAAUUAUAAAGACACAUUAGAGGCCUGUACCUGACAUAUAUUUUUCUUUGGCCAUAUCAAGUAAUAUGUCAAAUAAGAACAGAGAACAGUUUCAGCGUAAUGGUAGCGCGUAAAGAUAAAACAUUUUAGGUUUGCUAAGAAGAUAAUGAAAACCCAACCAAGCCAUUUUAGUAUUUACGUGUGCAAUGGUUUAAAAUAAUUCCGGACUGCUUUGAAACAACAACUUGAAAGUGGCCUGCGACUGUAGAAUAGAUAUUAAAAUGUAAUUCAUAGAUACCACAUUCCAUUUGAUUGUAAUAGCGAGGCUUCGUCUUGCGUGAUGGACUUUGCUUUUGCAGAUGUUUCCCAUUACAGCUAAUCCUCCCUGGGAGAUAGGCAGGGAAGAUAAGCAUAUGAUCCCCACAUUUGUGAGAAGGAAAAUCCAGCUCUCUAGUAAGUGGUGGGGCCGGGAGAGGAGCCCAGUGCUUCUGACUCCAGGCUCCAAUCUUUCCACAUCUGAAAACCUUCAGUAAUUUAACGUUAUUGGGGCGGGGGAAGUGGGUAGGCUGAGUGGGAAGGUUAAGAGAUGGGGGAAAUGCACAUCAGUUUAGGUCAGCUUCCCUGUCUCGGGAGAAUAUUUGCUGCUUGUAGUUUCCAUUCCUGCUAAAAUGUCUUAGCCUGUGUUGCACGUAGAUCGUCAUAAGUCGCUUCAGUGACUGGGGAAAAAGUUCAUAAAGGAAGAUAGUUUUUAAAAUAGUUUGGGGACUUGAACCUUUCUGUGUCUAAAUUCAGCAUGACAUAGGAUGAUGAUAAGCCUGUCAGCUUUUCGUUUGUUUGUUUUCCACUUCAUGAGAUCGUUUUCUUAACUCUUUUGUUAGGGAUUCAUGUGAUAUCCUCAGCAAUCUGGCAAUUAUGGUCCAUUUAAAAUGAAAAAUUUUUAAGAUGAGAUUUGGAGGCUGUUAAGGUGGCCAUUAAUAUGAUGACUUUGAAGUCCCGCUGCUCUGUUGUGCUCCUGUGGUUCUUUCAUUAUGACAGUUGUUUGCCUUCGCAGUGUGACAAAGCCCUCAUCUACUGUUGCGAUUGUCUUGCAGGCGUGUUCCCCUAGUGCCACCUAGUGGUUCUCUCCAGCUAUAGCAUGUAGUGAAAGAGAAAAAGGUAGCUGAUACAUUGAUUUUUUUUUUUAAAAAUGUAUUUGUCAAGGUGACCUUAACAGAGAGAGGUCAGAAGUCACCAUGUGUAAUGUAAUGUUUAUAUGUAUGCAUACAUAUAUGUUAUAUGUAUAUAUGCAUAUAAACUUCUUCCAAAUAGUUUUUGGGCUUUUUUGUAGGUAUAUUUGUUUGUUUAUACAGAACUCAUAGAUCAAGAAAUAAUUGAAAAUUUCAAGAAAACCUGUGCCUUAAUGUCUCUUUUACCCUGAAAUGUUCACCAUUACUUGCUAUCAGCACAAAAUGGACUGGGCUGCUGAGGUCUGAGUUCCCUUACUUUUGCUGUGGGUUUAUAACACAACAGGCAGGACGUUCUCAACUUGUAACUUUAGCGAUUUAAGACUAAGCAAAUGAAAAGUGUGGUCUUCUCUCGUGCCAACGGAUAAUAAAUGAAGACCUAAAAGAAGGAAGGAAGGAAGAGCUAGAAAGAAAAGGGAAGAAUGUUAUUUCUCUCUUGAGAAAAUUUACCAAUUUUAUCUCUAAUAAUGAGAAGGGCUUAAAACACAGGGAUGAAUGUUUUGCAACAACAUUUGUUGUUGGCUUGUGUUUUCUUGGACAUACAAGAAGUAUGGUAUGUUAUUGUGUAGUCUAUGAAUACAGAAACAAAUGUGCCUUCUGUGUUGAGAGGUCCUUAAGUUUUUACAAUCUAAUUAUUUUUAAUAAUAUCUGUGCAAGUAUUUAAACAGCAGCCUACUUUAGAAGCCUGUGGAGGCCUCAGGAUAGUUUCCUGGCCCCACCAUCCACAGCCUGUGAAACAGUAGAACUGGGUCUGUCCAGACAAUGUACAUCCAUGAACGUUCAUGCAUGGACACUGAGGAGGUUGCUCAGUAGGUAAGAGCACCCAGAGAACCCUGGCUCAAUUCCCAGUGCCCUCAUGUGUCACACUACUGUCUGAAACUCCAGGUCCAAAGGAUCUGACACCCUCAUACAAAUAUAAAUGCAGGAAAAACAUCAGUGCACAUAAAAGUAAAUAAAUAGUUUCUUCAAGGUUCAUACAUGUUCUUAGGUGAUGGUCUUGGCUCUGAAGAACCCCUGACCUGUGCUAAAGAGUUCUGUUGAUCAGAUUAUCACUAAUUGUCAGACCAGAGGCCAAAAAUUCUGAGUCAGCCGCCUCCAUCCUUUUGAAACUGUGUUUCAUCCACGAGACCUUCUUACACAUAUUUUCUAGCAUGUCAUUUGUCCCCUGCAGUGUUUUGCCAACUUUACCUUUAAUUUAGCUCUGCUAUUUGUGUCUAUGUCUGAACCAAGAACCAAAAUGAUUUGUUUUAUUUAUUUUUUUAAAUUUAAAUUUUAAAUUCUACCUUUUUCCUCUUACCUUCCAUUCCAACCUCAGCUCCCCAUCCUCUGCUCCACUCCUCCCCGUCUUCUCCCUGUUUCCUCUCGCCCCAGAUUCACUUCCGCUCUAUUUCCCGAGAGAGAGAGAGAGAGAGAGAGAGAGAGAGAGAGAGAGAGAGAGAGAGAACAGGCCUCUUAGGGAUAUCAAUAGAACACGGUCAACAAAUUACAAUGAUAUUAGACACAAACCUUUAUAUCAAGACUGGACAGGGCAGCCCAUAAAGAAGGAAAGGCUCCAAUGUGCAGGCAAAGGAGUCAGAGACACCACCCGCUCCCAGUGGUAAGAGUCCCACCAGAACAAGAACAAGAAGCCACAUAACUAUGAUUUACACCGACUGGGCCAACCACUACCUGGCAAAAUCGGGCCACAAGCGGCUGAUCAAGGAUUUGCAGCAGGACAUUGCGGACGGGGUCCUUCUGGCAGAUAUUAUACAGAUCAUUGCAAAUGAGAAAGUGGAAGAUAUCAAUGGAUGUCCGAGAAGUCAAUCUCAGAUGAUUGAAAAUGUCGAUGUCUGCCUUAGUUUUCUAGCAGCCCGAGGAGUAAAUGUUCAAGGUCUAUCUGCUGAAGAAAUAAGAAAUGGAAACCUAAAAGCCAUCCUAGGGCUCUUCUUCAGCUUGUCUCGCUACAAGCAGCAGCAGCAUCAUCAACAACAGUAUUACCAGUCCUUGGUAGAGCUUCAACAGCGAGUGACUCACGCUGCUCCUCAGUCAGAAGCCAGCCAGGCCAAAACCCAGCAAGAUAUGCAGUCCAGUCUGACAGCCAGAUAUGCAGCUCAGUCUAAGCACAGUGGAAUUGCAACCAGUCAGAAAAAGCCUACUAGGCUUCCAGGGCCCUCUAGGGUGCCAGCUGCGAGCAGUAGCAACAAGGCUCAGGGAGCCUCCAAUCUAAAUAGGAGAAGUCAGAGCUUUAAUAGCAUUGACAAAAGCAAGCCUCCAAAUUAUGCAAAUGGAAAUGAAAAAGAUUCCUCCAAAGGACCUCAACCAUCUUCAGGUAUAAAUGGAAACACACAGCCUCCCAGCACUUCUGGGCAACCCCCAGCCUCUGCCAUCCCUUCCCCGAAUGCCAGCAAGCCGUGGCGCAGCAAGUCCAUGAAUGUCAAGCACAGUGCCACCUCCACCAUGCUGACAGUGAAACAGCCAAGCCCAGCCACCUCCCCCACACCAUCUUCAGACAGACUGAAGCCCCCUGUCACAGAAGGGGUCAAAAGUGCUCCUUCGGGGCAGAAAUCUAUGCUUGAAAAAUUCAAGCUGGUUAAUGCCCGGACAGCAUUGCGCCCCCCUCAGGCUACCAGUUCAGGACCUAAUGAUAGUGGCAAAGAUGAUGAUGCCUUUUCUGAAUCAGGAGAAAUGGAAGGUUUUAACAGUGGUCUGAAUAGUGGCGGCUCAACAAACAGCAGUCCCAAAGUGUCACCAAAAUUAACCCCUCCAAAAGCAGGAAGCAAAAAUUUCAGCAAUAAAAAGUCUUUGCUGCAGCCAAAAGAAAAGGAGGAAAAGAACAGGGACAAGAAUAAGGCCUGUGCUGAGAAGCCAGGAAAAGAAGAGAAGGACCAGAUGAUGGAUGCGACUCCGAAAAAGACCUCAAAAAUCGCAAGCUUGAUCCCAAAGGGCAGCAAGACCGCAGCAGCCAAGAAAGACAGCUUAAUUCCGUCGUCGUCCAGCGGAAUUCCAAAGCCAGGCUCAAAGGUGCCCACACCAAAGCAAACUAUUUCCCCUGGCAGUGCAGCAAGCAAAGAGUCUGAGAAAUUCAGGACUAGCAAGGGAAGCUCUUCACAGGCCUUCCAAAAGGCCAUCACUAUGGAGAAAACAAGCACGCCCAGCCUCUCUGCUCCUCUGGAGGGGAGGGAAGCUAGCCAAGCAUCUCCCUCUAGCUCCUGCGUUCUGCAGGUAGCACACAGCAGUGGACAGAGUCCUGGCAAUGGAGCUGUCCAUCUUCCUCAGCAGCAACAGCAUAGCCAUCCUAACACUGCCACGGUGGCUCCAUUCAUUUACAGAGCACAUUCAGAAAAUGAAGGCACCCUUUUACCACCUGCUGACUCCUGUACUAGCCCCACCAAAAUGGAUUCUUCCUAUAGUAAGACAGCUAAGCAAUGCCUAGAAGAGCUAUCUGGUGAAGACCCUGAAGCCCGGAGAAUGCGCACAGUCAAGAACAUAGCAGAUCUGAGGCAGAACUUGGAAGAGACGAUGUCCAGCCUUCGAGGGACCCAGAUAAGUCACAGCACCCUGGAGACAACCUUUGAUACGACUGUGACAACUGAAGUGAAUGGAAGGGCCAUCCCCAACCUGACAAGCCGACCUACCCCCAUGACCUGGAGACUGGGUCAGGCGUGUCCUCGUCUACAGGCUGGAGAUGCCCCCUCCAUGGGCGCUGGAUAUUCUCGAAGUGGCACCAGCCGGUUCAUCCACACGGACCCCUCCAGGUUUAUGUAUACAACACCUCUCCGCAGAGCUGCAGUCUCCCGUCUGGGAAACAUGUCACAAAUAGACAUGAGCGAGAAAGCAAGCAGUGACCUGGAUGUGUCUUCUGAAGUGGAUGUUGGAGGAUACAUGAGUGAUGGUGAUAUCCUCGGGAAGAGUCUGAGGGCAGAUGAUAUCAACAGUGGGUACAUGACAGACGGUGGGCUCAACCUAUACACUAGAAGUCUUAACCGAGUGCCGGACACAGCAACUUCCAGGGAUGUCAUCCAGAGAGGCGUUCACGAUGUGACAGUGGACGCAGACAGCUGGGAUGACAGCAGUUCCGUGAGCAGUGGUCUCAGUGAUACACUUGAUAACAUUAGCACAGAUGACCUCAACACCACGUCUUCCAUCAGCUCCUACUCCAACAUCACGGUCCCCUCCAGGAAGAACACUCAGCUGAAAACAGACACAGAGAAGCGUUCGACCACAGAUGAGACCUGGGAUAGUCCGGAGGAGCUGAAGAAAACCGAGGAGGAUUUGGACAGCCACGUCGAUGGAGGCGCCAAGUGGAAGGGUGUUGCUUCUGGACUUGCUGAAGACUCAGAGAAGACGGGGCAGAAAGCCAGCCUGUCCGUGGCUCAGACAGGCUCCUGGAGGAGAGGCAUGUCUGCCCAGGGAGGAACACCAGCGAGGCAGAAAACCAGCACGAGUGCACUCAAGACCCCUGGGAAGACAGAUGAUGCCAAAGCUUCCGAGAAAGGGAAAACGCCUCUUAAAGGAUCAUCCUUGCAAAGGUCUCCUUCAGAUGCAGGGAAAAGCAGCGGGGAUGAAGGGAAAAAGCCACCCUCAGGCAUUGGAAGAUCCACAGCCAGCAGUUCUUUUGGAUAUAAGAAGCCAAGUGGUGUAGGGGCCUCUACCAUGAUUACCAGCAGCGGCGCCACCAUAACAAGCGGCUCAGCGACACUGGGAAAAAUCCCCAAAUCUGCUGCCAUUGGUGGGAAGUCCAAUGCAGGAAGGAAAACCAGCCUGGAUGGGUCCCAGAAUCAAGAGGAUGUCAUGCAUGUGAGCUCUAAGGCCACCCUUCAGUACCGCAGUUUGCCCCGCCCUUCUAAGUCGGGCACCAGCGGUAUCCCUGGGAGAGGUGGUCACAGAUCCAGCACCAGCAGCAUUGAUUCCAAUGUCAGCAGCAAGUCAGCUGGGGCCACCACCUCUAAACUGAGAGAACCCACUAAGAUCGGCUCAGGGCGCUCGAGUCCAGUCACUGUCAACCAAACUGACAAAGAAAAGGAGAAAGUAGCAGUGUCGGAUUCAGACAGUGUUUCCUUGUCAGGUUCCCCCAAAUCCAGCCCCACCUCUGCCAGUGCCUGCGGUACUCAAGGGCUCAGACAGCCAGGGUCCAAAUAUCCAGAUAUUGCCUCGCCUACAUUCAGAAGGUUGUUCGGUGCCAAGGCAGGUGGCAAAUCUGCCUCCGCACCUAAUACUGAGGGGGUGAAAUCCUCCUCGGUAGUGCCCAGCCCUAGUACCUCUUUAGCCCGACAAGGCAGUCUGGAGUCACCGUCGUCCGGUACGGGAAGCAUGGGCAGUGCUGGUGGGCUGAGCGGCAGCAGCAGCCCUCUCUUCAAUAAACCCUCAGACCUAACUACAGAUGUUAUAAGCUUAAGUCACUCCUUGGCUUCCAGCCCAGCGUCGGUUCACUCUUUCACAUCCGGUGGGCUUGUGUGGGCUGCCAAUCUGAGCAGUUCCUCUGCCGGCAGCAAGGACACUCCAAGUUACCAGUCCAUGACUAGUCUCCAUACGAGCUCUGAGUCCAUUGAUCUGCCCCUCAGCCAUCAUGGCUCCCUGUCUGGACUGACCACAGGCACUCACGAGGUGCAGAGCCUGCUCAUGAGAACGGGUAGUGUGAGAUCUACUCUCUCAGAAAGCAUGCAGCUUGACAGAAAUACACUACCCAAAAAGGGACUAAGAUACACCCCAUCAUCUCGGCAGGCCAACCAGGAAGAAGGCAAAGAGUGGCUACGUUCACAUUCCACUGGCGGGCUGCAGGAUACUGGCAGCCAGUCCCCCUUGGUGUCUCCUUCUGCCAUGUCAUCUUCAGCCACCGGAAAAUACCACUUUUCCAACUUGGUGAGUCCCACCAACCUGUCUCAGUUUAACCUGCCUGGACCCAGCAUGAUGCGUUCCAACAGCAUCCCCGCCCAGGACUCCUCCUUCGACCUCUAUGAUGAUGCCCAGCUUUGCGGAAGUGCCACGUCUCUGGAGGAAAGGCCACGUGCCAUCAGCCACUCGGGCUCGUUCAGAGACAGCAUGGAGGAAGUUCAUGGCUCCUCGCUCUCCUUGGUCUCCAGCACAUCCUCUCUUUACUCUACGGCUGAGGAGAAGGCUCAUUCAGAGCAAAUCCAUAAGCUACGGAGAGAACUGGUUGCCUCCCAGGAGAAAGUUGCUACCCUCACAUCUCAGCUGUCAGCAAACGCUCACCUUGUAGCAGCUUUUGAAAAGAGUUUAGGGAAUAUGACUGGCCGUUUACAAAGUCUAACCAUGACAGCGGAACAAAAGGAAUCUGAACUUAUAGAACUACGGGAAACCAUUGAAAUGCUGAAAGCCCAGAACUCUGCUGCCCAGGCCGCCAUUCAGGGUGCGCUGAAUGGCCCAGACCACCCUCCCAAAGAUCUCCGCAUCAGAAGACAGCACUCCUCUGAAAGCGUUUCUAGUAUCAACAGUGCCACAAGCCAUUCCAGCAUUGGCAGUGGCAAUGAUGCUGACUCCAAGAAAAAGAAGAAGAAAAACUGGGUGAACUCUAGAGGAAGUGAGCUGAGAAGUUCUUUCAAGCAAGCCUUUGGAAAGAAAAAGUCCACCAAGCCACCCUCCUCGCAUUCGGACAUUGAAGAGCUGACAGACUCGUCCCUACCCGCGUCCCCCAAGCUACCCCACAAUGCUGGCGAGAGUGGCUCCUCGUCCAUGAAGCCCUCACAGUCAGCCUCAGCGAUCUGUGAAUGCACAGAGGCUGAGGCCGAGAUCAUUCUGCAGUUGAAGAGCGAGCUCAGGGAAAAGGAAUUAAAAUUAACAGAUAUAAGGUUGGAGGCCCUCAGCUCCGCUCACCAUCUCGAUCAGAUCCGGGAAGCCAUGAACCGGAUGCAGAAUGAGAUUGAAAUAUUGAAGGCUGAAAAUGACCGGCUGAAGGCGGAGACCGGAAACACAGCUAAACCUGCCAGGCCCCCCUCUGAGUCCUCAAGCACAGCCUCCUCUUCUUCUUCUCGCCAGUCCUUAGGGCUUUCACUCAACAAUCUGAACAUCACAGAGUCUGUUACCUCAGAUAUUUUGCUAGACGACACUGGUGAUGCGACUGGACAUAAGGAUGGCCGCCCUGUGAAAAUUAUAGUAUCCAUCAGUAAGGGCUACGGUCGAGCCAAGGACCAGAAGUCUCAGGCAUAUUUGAUAGGAUCGAUUGGUGUGAGUGGAAAAACUAAAUGGGAUGUCUUAGAUGGUGUCAUUAGGCGUCUCUUUAAGGAAUAUGUGUUCCGAAUUGAUACAUCCUCUAGUCUUGGUCUGAGCUCUGACUGUAUUGCCAGCUACUGUGUAGGAGAUUUAAUUAGAUCUCAUAACCUAGAAGUGCCUGAACUGCUACCUUGUGGAUACCUGGUUGGAGAUAAUAAUAUCAUCACUGUGAACCUGAAAGGGGUAGAAGAAAAUAGUUUGGACAGUUUUGUUUUUGAUACGCUGAUUCCUAAACCAAUUACCCAAAGGUACUUUAAUUUGCUGAUGGAGCACCACAGAAUUAUACUCUCAGGACCAAGUGGUACCGGAAAGACCUAUUUAGCAAACAAACUUGCUGAAUAUGUAAUAACCAAAUCUGGGAGGAAAAAGACAGAGGAUGCAAUUGCUACUUUCAAUGUGGACCACAAGUCAAGUAAGGAAUUGCAGCAGUAUCUUGCCAACCUGGCUGAGCAGUGCAGUGCAGACAAUAAUGGGGUAGAGCUCCCUGUUGUCAUAAUUCUGGAUAAUCUUCACCACGUGGGUUCCUUGAGUGAUAUCUUCAAUGGUUUUCUCAAUUGUAAAUACAACAAAUGUCCUUAUAUUAUUGGAACCAUGAAUCAGGGAGUGUCUUCGUCACCAAAUUUAGAACUACAUCACAAUUUCAGGUGGGUUUUAUGUGCAAAUCACAUGGAACCUGUAAAAGGCUUUUUAGGCAGGUAUCUUCGAAGGAAACUGAUAGAGAUGGAAAUUGAAAGGAAUAUACGUAAUAACGACCUAGUCAAAAUUAUAGAUUGGAUCCCUAAGACGUGGCAUCAUCUCAAUAGUGUUUUGGAAACACAUAGUUCUUCUGAUGUCACCAUUGGUCCUCGGCUCUUCCUUCCUUGCCCCAUGGAUGUGGAAGGUUCUAGGGUGUGGUUCAUGGAUCUUUGGAAUUAUUCCUUGGUACCUUAUGUUCUGGAGGCAGUGAGGGAAGGCCUACAGAUGUAUGGUAAACGUGCACCAUGGGAAGAUCCCUCCAAGUGGGUCCUUGACACAUACCCGUGGAGUUCUGCGUCCUUGCCUCAGGAGGGCCCAGCAUUGCUGCAGCUGCGACCAGAAGAUGUUGGGUACGAGGGCUGCACAUCUACAAAGGAAGCCACAACGUCAAAGCACAUUCCCCAGACUGACACAGAGGGGGACCCCUUGAUGAAUAUGCUAAUGAAGCUCCAAGAAGCAGCCAAUUACCCGGGCACACAGAGCUGUGACAGUGACAGCGUCAGCCACCAUGAAGACAUUUUGGAUACAUCUAUUGAAUCCACCCUCUAAAGGGUGAAAGAGUUAGGCAAAGGACUAUGCUUUUCAAAAGGUGUUUAAAAGACAGGUAUUGUCACUAAACCACUGCCAGUAUGAAAGUGCCCUGUCCAGGGCCCUGACCCAGAGUUGUGGUCUCCAAGGAGGCAGCAGAAUUAGGUUGGAACUGCCAAGAUGCGAAAAUGAAAUGGGAGCUUAAGUUUAUUUUAUUGCUAGGCAGUUUUAUAGCCAUGGAGGUUAGCAAGGGCUCCAUUACUCAAUUGGGAAGGGCCCUAAAGAUGAGGCAACCAAGUAGAUUACACACGGGAUAGUGAGACUGGACUUUAUUUUCUUCCUCUUUCAAAGUUUACAGUGCAGGCCUAUUUUUUUCUUUUUCUUUUCUGUCUUUUUUUUUUUUUUUGUGCCUUUCUUUUGUUUCCUCGGGGCGGAGGCUGCCCUUCUCAGGCAGGAUCCUUCUGAUCCAUGGAACCUCCUUUGUGCCACACGGUGCUGGUGACAAGGCCCCAGUAGAGUUUGUGUUCUGUGCUCACUCACUGCAGAAGGAACCCAAGAGGCCAGUCCUCCAUAAGCACAAAGGGAAUUGUGCACCCACCAGAAAAUAAAAAGUCCUGUAGCUAAUGGGAAGCGCCAUUCCUUCUCACCGUCUCGAGCUCCUCUCUUAGGGUAUGAGUCAUGGGUUUUAUAAGGUUGUUUUUACCACAGUGGUCUUUUCAAACCACCUGCCAACUCCCUGAACCAGAGUUUUAUACCAAUUAUUAGUCAACACUGACAAAAGGCUUUUUAGGGCUUUAUUUGUUCGAGCCUUUUCAGUGAAAGAAGGAACAUUUUUCUAUGGUGCUGUCUCACUGCCUUAAACCAGAUUUCUCCAACAGUUUCAACAGUCCGCUUCAAUACUAAACCAUUGGUAAUUUCCACUGUCUCUUCAUUGACAACCAAGCAACACACCAGUUAACACAGCAGCCUCAUUUCUGUAUAUCAUUUUAUUUUUAACUUUCCUUUUCUUGAAGAAAUGGAUAGGAGAAAGAUCAGUAUUUUUAUCUUAAGAGGGAAGAUAUUUCUUUGCCUAUCCUGCAAAUCAUUCGAGAACCAUAGAACCCUUCUUUGGCCAUCCCUUAAAAGCAGAGACAUGUGGCUUCAUUCCACCUAGUUCUAAAUGAAAGCAUUUCGGAAGGUGGGAGAUUCCUAAUCUGGAUCCAGUUGAACUACAAGCACUGGAUUCAGCGUGAGCACAACUCUUUGGCUUUCCCUCCCUCGUGUUUAUCUUUCAAAGACACAAAAGUUAGUUUCGGGCACAUGCUGUUUGGAGUGUUACCGUCAUACACGAGACAUUCUGCAUUAAGGAACACUGAUGUGGUCAGUCACUGUGGAAGAGGAAGCAUUUAUACUGUACAAGAAGGUUAGAUUUGCACAGUCUACUGGGUAGGUAUUGUAAAUAAUGAUUUUUUUUCCAAACUUGCACAAAUUCAAAAUCAAACACAAACGAAAAUUGUAUUUUAUCCUGUUGGUGUUAAGAGGUGUCUCACCUGCUGAGGCUCCCUGUAUGCUGCAAGCCAAUACAGAAUGCAAACCCUCGAAGCUGUUAUUAUCUGGUGUGUUUGUCCUGUACUUAACAAGUUGUUGUGACAAUGCAGGGGCCAUCAGUGCUAGAGUGCGCAUGCUUCAGAACUGUACAUGAGGCCGGUACAAUUUUGGAUGAGUGACUAUCUGAACAUACAUAUCUCGUGGCGGGCUAUGAAGACAGUGCGUGAAAUCAGUCACUGGUAAAGGUACACCACCCACAGAGGACGGGUUCAAAGUUUAUGAAACCUGAGGUCUAUGCCACGGUAUAGACAAAGCUCUGUGUGCCUUUGAGGACAUGUUAUUGGUGCUACCCUCUGUGACCACCUUUGGGUUGGUUUCUAUAGAGCAAACUGAACAACACAAGGUAUCUGUGCAGAUUUCAGGAUGUCGCUAAGUAUAUAGGUCCUUACACGGUGCUACUGCCCCGAGGGAUAUCAGGCUGAACUUAUGCACACAGAAAUUGUCACCCUGACUUUGGAACCUCAACUGUGGAUCAAAUCUAUUGUGCAACAUCAAUCCGUGGAGCUGGAUGAGUGGCUCGUUGCCCUUGUAUGAUGUGUGAGCUAAGGAAACCGCUCAUCUUUCCCUGCCAUUCUGAGACAUACAGUCCACACAUGAGCAUAAACAGAACUUCCUGCAGUACAUCCCAGUAGGUACACCUAGUUUACAAUUUAAACUAGUUUGUGAAACAUUUGUCUGUAUACAUUUUAUAUUUUGUACAUUUUUUGAUGUAACAUAUCAUGUAAAUAGCAAGAAGCAGUGAAAGAAAUCAUCUGAAAAGUUUUGUAGUCUUUGUAAAGCCCCAACAAUAAGUACUUGGUGUCAAUGGAUCUAACUGGAUGAUGUAUUUUCUAUUGGUUUAUUGUCCCACCCCUAGCUUGUAAACCAGCUUGCAUAUAUUUUUUUGCAAAUGUGCACCCUGUAUCUGUCUAAAUUAUUACUUUGCCAUUAAAGUGGAAUUAUUUAUUGACAACAA